This is a messenger RNA of Cyclopterus lumpus (lumpfish), 2040 nucleotides long. It is a transcript of the gene rsu1, whose product is annotated as Ras suppressor protein 1. The record is from RefSeq and is a predicted model, not a curated record. Bases 155 to 988 code for a protein of 277 amino acids. Gene Ontology annotation, molecular function: protein binding. The transcript is spliced from 9 exons. Lineage: Eukaryota; Metazoa; Chordata; Actinopteri; Perciformes; Cyclopteridae.
ACGGCCGAACCAACCGGAAGUAUCCUAUUAUGGCAUGGAGGCUCUAACGUAAACUUCCGUUAAGGGCGGCUGCUCGAAGUGAAGUCUUAUCUGGAAUUAAAGAACUCAUAUAAGGGUGUCUUCCUCUUUUCCAAACGGCGUUUCCACAACAAACAUGUCCAAGUCUUUGAAGAAGAUAGUGGAGGAGAGUCGGGACAAGAACCUCCCGGAGGUGGAGAUGUGCGACAGGGGCAUUUCGAACAUGCUGGACAUCCCCGGACUAUUCACUCUGUCUAACAUCACUCAGCUGGUCCUCAGCCACAACAAGCUCACAGUUGUGCCUGCUAACAUUUCUGAGCUGAAGAACCUGGAGGUUCUGAACAUGUUCAACAACCAGAUAGAAGAGCUGCCCACUCAGAUCAGCAGUCUGCAGAAGCUGAAACACCUCAACCUCGGUAUGAACCGUCUGAGCGGCCUGCCGAGAGGAUUUGGAUCAUUGCCAGCUCUGGAAGUGCUGGACCUCACCUACAAUAACCUGAACCAGACCUCCCUGCCUGGAAACUUCUUCUAUCUCACCACCCUUCGUGGUCUCUAUCUGAGUGACAACGACUUCGAGGCCCUGCCUGCUGAAAUCGGGAAGCUGACCAAGCUUCAGAUCUUGAGUCUGAGGGAUAAUGAUCUCAUCUCGCUGCCGAAGGAGAUUGGGGAAUUGGCUCAACUCAAAGAGCUUCACAUCCAGGGCAACCGACUGACUGUCCUCCCCCCUGAACUAGGUAAUCUGGAUCUGACUGGUCCUAAACAGGUGUUUAAAGCAGAGAAUAAUCCCUGGGUCACUCCCAUUGCAGACCAGUUCCAGCUGGGUGUCUCCCAUGUUUUUGAAUAUGUUCGCUCGGAGACCUAUAAGUAUCUGUAUGGCAGACACAUGCAGGCCAACCCAGAACCUCCGAAGAAGAGCAAUGAUAAGAGUAAGAAGAUCAGCCGCAAACCACUGGCUGCCAAGAACAAAUGAGAAGAAGAUGGAUGAUGAAGAUGAAUGCUCACUUACACUGCAUGUGCCUUUUUUUAUAAAAUAAAUGUUUUGUAUUUCAUUUAAAUGUAUUGAUCAUGUUUCUAAAUAAGUCGUUUGAAAUAUAGUUUGGACUUUAUUCCACUGUGCCUGAGUACAGAUGGAUGUUUUUAUGUUUAUUUUCACCUCUUCUGAACAGUUUUUUUGGUGCUACUUACUUUCAGAGCUUAGCCAUAUAUAUAACUAUUGGAAACACUUCCAUAACCACUCAUUUAGAAGCAAAGUUCAGAAUUUAGUUUCUAAUAUUGCUAAUUUGACAUUUCAGCCUCGAAGCCUUCAGCGGUGCAAUGCAUCGGAGCUUUAAGAAUUGUCAGGUUCAGGUUUCUUCAUUUUCAUUUCUGCUUUGCAUUUUAUUUCACUUUUCAGUAUUGAAAUAACACAUUUUCUAUAAGAAAUGCUUUUUCAAAUGUGUUUAUGUUUUUUUAUUUUGGUAACUUUCUGAUGGUACUUCACUCAGUGUACACUAGCCCACGGUGUGCCCAUUUUCUAAAUAGUGAAUAUUACCCUGCCUCUACCGUUGUCUCAUUUUCUGACUAUCUCUCUAUUUUUUCUCCCUCUCUAUAUCUCUAGUUUUGCUGAAUAUAAUAUGUAUGUAAAGAAAGUACAACUGAGAAAAGAGCUGAAUGGGAGAUACUCUAGUCCCAUGCCCAGUGGAGUAAGACAGCAUAUUGUCUCUAGCAGGAGCUGUUUCAAAUACAGUUAUUACUAUUAUCUGUAAGAGCAAGAAAGCAAGCUCAGUCACAACUGCAAUUAACUGUGUUUAUGCCUCUGAUCUCGGAGAGCACUUGAGACUCAUUGUACCUUCCAUUCCAUAUUCUCUUUGUGAACUUCUCUUUCAAAGCAUUACCAAGUGUCCAUCACAUUUCAGCCUGUUGCAAGGCUGAUAGGUAUAAUCCAUUUUAAAUGAAUUGUGCUCUUAUCACAGGCCAACAUGUACUGAACGUACCGUCAUGCUCGCUGUCUCAAACACUUAAAAUAAAACAAUCCAAAACAUG